CCAAGCCUGUACUUCGAACCAAAAAUUUGACAUUUCCUUGUAAUGAUUGGGAACGUUAUUGAUGGUAAGGACGUGGACUUGAUAACACCUACUUUACCACCGUCCCACAAAAGAGGUACGUUUAUUUUGGAAGAAAAAUAUAUUUUUUCAAUUAUUAUUCACAUAUGAUUUUGACAAAGCACGACUUAUAUUUGAAUGUCCUUUCCUGGUAACUUGGCUAACCUACUUCAGGAACAUGGACGUGACGCAGAGUGAUGAGGACACAGUGGAUGCCUUGAAAUUGUUUUCAAAGAAAAGGUCAGAUGCAGAGCCCGCAGGCAGUAGUAAGACUGCUGAGGAAGUGGACUCUGUCCCCCGCAGCAGUAAAACAGCAGGUUCUGACCCUUACCGCUACAAGAUGGACUAUCCCUGCAUCGGAACCUGUCUGAUUAUCAACAAUAAGAACUUCCACAGAAGCACAGGGAUGAGUGCUCGGAACGGGACGGAUGUAGAUGCUGCUACUGCUAUUAAGACCUUCUCUGAGCUGGGUUAUAAGAUCAGUGUGAACACUGAUCGGACCGUGGAGGAGAUGAAACAACUGUUGUCUAGUGCAUCCAAGAUGGACCACAGUAAGAGUGCAUCAUUUGCAUGUGUGUUGCUAAGUCACGGAGACGAGGGCGUGAUAUAUGGCACCGACGGCUUUGAAAAGUUGGAGAAGCUGACAAAAUACUUUAAAGGAGAUUGCUGUAAGAGUCUGGUGGGGAAACCCAAGCUCUUCUUCAUACAGGCGUGCCGUGGGGCGGAGCUGGAUAACGGGAUUGAGGCCGACAGCGUCGAUGCUCAAACAUCAGAGAGGAUUCCUGUGGAGGCAGACUUCCUGUAUGCCUAUUCCACCGCUCCAGGCUACUACUCAUGGAGGAACACGACCAACGGCUCCUGGUUCAUGCAGGCGCUGUGCGAGAUGUUGAUGCGUUUCCGCGGAGAGCUGGAGCUGAUGCAGAUCAUGACCCGCGUCAACCGCAAGGUGGCGCUCCACUUUGAGUCCUCCUCCAACCUGCCGGGAUUUAGUGGCAAGAAGCAGAUCCCGUGCAUCGUCUCCAUGUUGACCAAAGACUUCUACUUUCCUGAAAAAAAACCGAGUCACUAA
Sander lucioperca (pikeperch) is the source of this 1126-nucleotide messenger RNA. Its product is annotated as caspase-3-like. Gene Ontology annotation, biological process: neuron differentiation; apoptotic process; proteolysis. NCBI's taxonomy places the organism in Eukaryota, Metazoa, Chordata, Actinopteri, Perciformes, Percidae. Gene Ontology annotation, cellular component: cytoplasm. The coding region runs from base 236 to 1126 and encodes 296 amino acids. The record is from RefSeq and is a predicted model, not a curated record. The transcript is spliced from 7 exons.